CUCUUUUCCCCCAUCCCCUCCAUUCCAAGUCUAAAUAUCUACUUGGCCCACGUACCUGCACCAUUCGCAAAGUCUUUCCAUGGCAAUGGCUCCCCAAUGCUUUGUGCUAAAGUUGAUAGUCUUGGGUGUUUGGGUCUCUGGAGCCACAGCUCGUGGCAUUGCUGACGUGCCCAUGUCGACAAGGCACGAGCAGUGGAUGGCUCAGUAUGGGCGAGUCUACAAGGAUGCAGUAGAGAAAGAGAGACGAUUCCAAAUCUUCAAGGACAACUCCAACUACAUCGAGUCUGUAAAUAGAGCUGGCAAUCGCAAGUAUAAGCUCGGUCUCAACCAGUUUGCCGACAUGACCAAUGAGGAGUUCAAGGCCUCUCACCUUGGAUUCAAGCCCAUGCGCCUUACAAAAUCCACGACAGGAAGCUUUCAAUAUGCCAACUUGACCGACGUGUCUGACAGCAUGGACUGGAGAACCAGAGGUGCAGUUACUCCCGUCAAGGAUCAAGGCUCAUGUGGAUGCUGUUGGGCAUUCUCUUCUAUAGCAGCCAUUGAAGGGAUUACUCAAAUCAACACUGGCAACUUGGUCUCUUUGUCGGAGCAACAACUUGUGGACUGUGACGUCAAGGAUGGAAACAAUGGAUGCAACGGAGGACUCAUGACACGUGCCUUCCAAUAUGUCAUUGAUAAUGGAGGGAUAACAACUGAAAAUAAUUAUCCUUACAUGGCAGCUGAUGGCACUUGCGACACCGACAGGGCAUCAUCAUCGGCAGCUACUAUCAGCGGCUAUGAGAAUGUGCCUGUAAAUGAUGAGUCCUCGCUCUUACAGGCAGUCUCGAACCAGCCUGUUUCAGUUGGCAUUGAUGGUGGUGGGCAAGACUUCCAGCACUACUCCAGUGGCAUCUUCACCGGCCCGUGUAAAACUAAUAUGGACCAUGCUGUGACUGCUAUUGGUUACGGGACAGCUGAAGAUGGGACCAAAUAUUGGCUGAUAAAGAAUUCAUGGGGUACAACUUGGGGUGAGAAAGGAUACAUGCGCAUCCAGCGUGACGUUGGUGCACCAGAAGGACUUUGUGGUAUUGCCAAGCUUGCUUCUUACCCAACAGCAUAAAUUUAACGGUCUUCAACCAUGGCAUCUUAUUAAUAACUUACAGAAUCUUUACCAAAACAAAAAAACAAAAAGAAAAAAGAGAGAGAGGAUAAUAUUUACAUCAUUUUAUUGUGUAAUAACUUUGAUGUGUUGGUGGUUUAUCAAGCAAAGUCAUCCAAUAAUGUUGAGACUAGCUCCUAUUUGUAGUUGUACUAUGAAGCUGCAGGCCUCGUGCUGUCAUUGAAUCUAAUAUAUUGGUUCGUUAUUAUAUUUGA
This is a messenger RNA of Elaeis guineensis (African oil palm), 1353 nucleotides long. NCBI's taxonomy places the organism in Eukaryota, Viridiplantae, Streptophyta, Magnoliopsida, Arecales, Arecaceae. The record is from RefSeq and is a predicted model, not a curated record.